CACUCUGGACAAAUCCAUUUCAUUCAGGCAGGCUCAUUCUCUGCAACGGAAGCUUCUGUUUUGGAGCUGGACUUUUUUUAAAUCUAUUUACUUCUGUCAGACCAUGUUCCUCCUCAAUACCUCCCGUCCUCUCACUUUUGUGUUGUCCGUGUCUAAUAGCCAUUGUGCAUCUGUGGGGUGGACCUAUGGUUUGUCUUUAGUUGUUAUACACCUCCUGUAUAGGAACGAUGCACUCAUGCACCCUAACGAGCAAUGUAACCAAAGCUCCUACUAUCUACUAGGGUAGCCCUUCCCAACCUGGUGCCCUCCAGAUAUGUUAGACCGCAAGUCCUAUUGCCCUUUGGCAGAUGUAGCCCCAAACACUCAAAGGACACCAAAUUGGGAGGGUUGCAGUGGUCACUGCUUGCAUAGAAACCUUGUUAUACCAGGAUCCAUUCUGCCUAUUUUAAGCUGCAUUGGAGACACAAGAGAAACUCAAGGUUAGCAGCAUAUGCAUCGACAGGGGAAGGAUUAAGGGAACACGUGUGGUGGGUAAAGAGAGACAUGACAGAAGGAGAGACCUCAAGGCGCUGGGAGGCAAAGAGGAGGGAUGUCAAGAGAGCAGAGGCCAGACUCAGCCAGGGCCUGCAGAGUUUAGAAGAAGCCCGGUUCUCCUGUUUGAAUUCAGUAACUAAGGAACAGAAGCGACUCCAAGAGGAGCUUGUGAGGCUGCAAAAAGGCCGCUCCAAGCAGAAACUCUCACUGAGUCCUGGGCCCAUGAGCGUGACGUUGCCUUUCCCUCUGCUCUUUCCUCAAGCAAGGCAGGAUUACAGUGGCUUCCAUGGUUCCAUGUGGAAGAAAACAUUUUCCAAGGGCAGGGGACUUUCAGAAGCAAGCCAGGCUUCCUUUCGUCCACAGACACUCAACAGUGAUAUCUCAGGAAGUGCAGGGGACAGAAAAGGACACCUGCCACCCUUGAAGCCCAAAGAUCAGAACAUGACUGAUGACAGGGACAUGACUACCCUUAGACAUUCCACUUCCAAGCAACUAAUUAUUUCAGCAGAAUCUGGGGAGACAGAGGAGAAUAAUGGCACAGAUGAUCAAGGGAGGGAUGUUGGAGCCCAAGGUAGCACCAUAUUCGUGAACAUUCCAGGAAAGCGAAGACCUUCCCUUGGCCAAGAGAAGCUGAUCAUGGAUGCAGAAGCUUAUGGUGCUGAUGGAUGCCCCAGGAACAUGUACAGCAGGCCAGAUUUCCUGAAGUCCUAUUCUGAAGCAAGGAAAGCCCGCUACAUCCGUCACAAAAACAUUCCAGCCUGGGAAAAGGAACUUAGCCUCCAGGACAUAUUUGGGCACAAAAGGACCAUAGAACAUUCAGGAGCAGAAUGAGAUUAAACCGAUGUCUUACGUAGAAGGAUUUCUAGCCUAGUCCAGGGUGAUCAGAUCUUGUCAAUUAAAGCACAGAACUUAAGAGUAAAUAUUUAAAAAUGAGUGAUUGAUCAAGGCCAUUAAACCUAAACAGAAUAUAAUGGAGGGAAGGCACUGCUAAUGGAGGAGGGAGAAUCAAUCUCAAGGAUAUGCAAAAAGAUAAUUUAUUGGACAAUACUGUUCUAAAAUAUAUCUUGCCAAUAUGGCAAAUACUCAGGGUUUCUGGGAAUUGUAGUCCAACAUACAGGGAACCAUCGUUGGGAACUGCUGCACUAAAGAAUAUGGAGCUAUUCUGCACAUGGCUACCAUUUCACUGUCAUCCUGUUUUGUUUGCUUACUUAUAUUGAUCGGAGUACUUGCAUGUUUUUAGCAUUUGUACAACUGCUACAAAACUUUUCAAAGUACUUACUUUCUUUUUUUUCAGAUUUUUUUUUUUGCAUCAGUUGUCACACACCAGAAGGGGUGCAUUUUGAAAACUACUUUAGUAACAAAAUCUUAAUGUAUCUGCAUUUAUCUGCCAAUUUAUCUGCCAGUGCGUUGUAACAGCCAGACCUGCACUUCUCUAGAGGCUGUGGAGGUUUUGUUGCUCACAGUCCAGCUGCUCAUCCUUUUUCUAUCUCACAAGCAGACGGCAUAAAUUGGUUUUGUUUGUUGCAACAAUGCUUUUAAAAAUUCAAUUGGUUGCUUCUGAGACAUAGUGACCCUUUCCAGGUUUCUAAACUCUGAAGUCCUCAGAAAUGGUUUACCAUUCUCUUCUUCUAGAGGCAUUCUGGUACAAUGCAGCUUCCCCACGGCACAUGCUGCCUCUUCCCUCGAGAGGCAUGAUGGGGAAACGGACUCCUAGCUCCAAAGCCUGGUGCUCCAAUCCUCUGAAUAUACAUCUAUUGAAAAUGUCACAAAAUGUCCAACUGAAUUCCACUGAAGAAUUGAGGACACUGAAAGUUUGCUCAUUGUUUCAGCUUGUUCUUAACUAUUUCAUUUCCCUUAUAAGAAAUGCCUGAUGUCGCUUCAAGCACUCUCUGGGCGGUUUACAAGUUAAUUAUGCAGGCUAC
Messenger RNA from Pogona vitticeps (central bearded dragon), 2456 nucleotides. The record is from RefSeq and is a predicted model, not a curated record. Lineage: Eukaryota; Metazoa; Chordata; Lepidosauria; Squamata; Agamidae.